CCUCAUAUUGUAUUCCUUCACUUCGGGCUCUCCGAAACUAACCUCGCUACUCGAUCCAUCCUCUUUGAAACUUCCUUUUUUCACAAUUUCGUUUCGUUUCGUUUCUCCCAAGUUGUUUUGUUAACAAAAAAGCAAGUCCUUCACCAUUUUUUUUCCUGACCAACUAAAAAAACCUCUGGGUCACCUCUGCUAUUCUCACCAUUUGAUCCAUCUGCUAGUGGAUCAUCUCUGUGAAGCUUCUACCUUUUUUUCACCAUUUCAUUUUGUUUCAUUUCUUCCAAGUUGUUUUGCCCACCAUUUCUGAAAAUUUCUUGCCCAAAAAAAAAAAAAAAACAAAAAAGAAGAAAAAACUCAGGUUUAUUCAUGUUCACUUUGAUUCUGUCCAACUAAACGAACCUCUUUAUCUCACUUCUGCUAUUCUCAACAUUUCAGUCAUUUGGUGGUUCGUUACUCGUCUCUGUACUUCUGUUAUCUGUGUAUUGUUUUGUGUCUGUUUUCCAAUACUCAAAAAAAAAAAAAGAAAAAAAAAGAGGAAAUGUCUGGCAUCGAAUUCGGUAUUGAUGUUGCUGGCAAUGUUGCUGGCAAUGUUGCUGGCAAUGUUGCAGGGAACCUGGUUGAUAGAAUUUUGAAUCUAAUCUGGAACAGAAUAGCUCGUGUGUUCAAAUGGAAGACUAAUUUAAAGAAUCUGGAGGAAGAAGUUAAGAAGCUGGAGGAUAAAAUAGAGAGUGUGCGGGAAUUGAUGGAAGCUGCUGAAAGAAAAGGGGAAGAGGCCAGGCGGAAGGUCAAGAGUUGGCUGACUGAUGCAGAGAAGUACAUUGGAGAGAUGAAGUCAGAGGAUGAUGAAGAUAAAGCCAAGAAGAAGUGUUUCCUAGGGUUCUGUCCUAAUCCCAGGGCACGUUACCAAAUCAGCAAGAAAGUGGAGAAGUAUUUGGUGGAUGUUAUUCGACUCCUAAAAGAAGCUGACAAAUUCAAGAUCCCAGAUUUCUACUGUCCUCCAAAAUCUACAGCACCAGUUAAUAAAGGUUUUGAGGGUUUUGGGUCAAGAACACCUGAUUUGAACCGUAUUAUGGAGGCCUUGAGAAGGGCUGGCACUGACAAGAUAGGUAUUUAUGGAAUGCCUGGUGUUGGAAAGACCAUGUUAGCCAAAGAAGUUGCCAGACGAGCUGAGGAAGCCCACUUAUUUCAUUCAGUUGUAUUCGCUUCUGUGAGAAAGGAGCCGGACUUGAAAAGAAUUCAAGGAGAAAUUGCUGACAACUUAGACCUACAGCUUCAUGGGGAGACUGAAGUUGGGAGAGCAAAGCAACUAAAGGAUUAUCUGAAGAAAAAGAAGAGGAUUCUUGUGAUUUUAGAUGACAUCUGGUCGAGGCUAGAUUUGGAUGAACUUGGAAUUCCUUUUGAAGAGAUAAAGAAUGAGGCAUGGUUAAAAAAGAAUGAGGAAAGUUCAAAGGGUGAAGAACAGAUGCAAUGCAAGAUUCUCUGCACAUCUAGAUCUCACGAUGUCUUAACACGUGAAAUGGGUACUAAUCAAAAUUUGAAAGUUGACUCAUUGCCAGCUGACGAAGCAUGGGAGCUUUUGAAGAAGAUAGUUGGUCCUGAAAUUGAAAAUCCUGGCUUGCGGGAUACAGCAAUGGAUAUUGCCAAAGCAUGUGCUGGGCUGCCACUAGCUAUUCAAUCUGUUGGCAAGGCUUUGAGAGGAAAGGAUUCUUAUGAAUGGAGGAAUGCUCUGCUACGACUGCAAACGCCCUCUCCAGAGAACUUCAUGGGGAUCUCUGCAAAUGUUUAUUCUGCAAUUGAAUUGAGUUACAACUACUUAGAAGGAGAAGAAUUAAAGCAAACUUUCUUGCUUUGUGGUUUGCUUGGACAGAGUGCUUAUGUAGAAGACUUGCUAACAUAUGGCAUUGGUUUGGGCUUAUUUCAUAAUGUCAAGACAAUCGGACAAGCACGAGACAGGGUACUAACAUGGGUUAGGAAGCUAAAAUCUUGUUCUUUGUUGCUUGAUGAUUCUAGCAAUACUCACAUUAAUAUGCAUGAUAUUGUUCUUGAUGUUGCCAUAUCAAUUGCCUCAAGGGACUACCAUGCGUUAUCAUUAAUAGAUGACAACGUACCCGAAAAGUGGUCAGAUAGGGAGGCCAUGGGAGAUGUCAAAUGGAUUAGUUUGCGACAUGCUAAUAUUAGUGAGCUCCCUGAUGAGCUGGAAUGUCGGCAACUUACCUUAUUCCAUUUAGCUAGCAAGAAUCCUUCUAUGAAAAUUCCAGACAAUUUUUUCCGGGGAAUGCCAAAUCUCAGAGUCUUGAAUUUUACCACGAUGUAUUUCUUAUCCAUGCCUUCAUCAAUUUGCCUUCUGAAAAACCUCCGUGCAUUACAUAUCAAUGACAGUGCUAUAAAAGAAAUAGCUAUUGUUGCAGAGCUGAGUGGUUUGGAAGUCCUUAGCCUUUCAAGAAGUGAUAUUGAAGAGUUGCCAACGGAAAUUGGACAUCUGACCCAACUAAAGUUUUUAGAUUUGAAUGAUUGUACUAAGCUCAAAGUGAUACGACCCCAUGUCUUAGAGAGUUUGUCCAGGCUAGAAGAACUGUAUCUGCAAAACAGCUUCAAUCAAUGGGAUGCUAACGGACUUGGAAAUCAAAGAAAUGCUAGCCUUGCUGAGUUGAAGGAUUUGCAUAACCUAGUUGCUUUAGAUGUGCAGGCAUGUGAUGUCCAACUUAUUCCAGAAGACUUAUUCUCUGAAAGAUUGAAUAGAUACAAGAUAUUCAUUGGAAAGGUGUGGAACGUUAACAGCUGGGAUAGUUCUUCUGAAAGCUCAAAAAUAUUGAAGCUGGAGUUGAAUACAAGAAUUACUCGUUUCCAUUCUAUUUGCAUGUUGUUAAAGAAAACAGAAGAACUACAUUUUGAGAAACUGAGGGUUGUGAAGAAUAUAGUUCCUCAGUUAGAUGUUGAAGAUUUUCAAGAACUGAAGUAUCUUUACGUUAAAAAUGCUCCUGAGAUUCAGCAUAUCAUUAACUCAGUGGGGGAGAUUCCUUGCCAUGUAUUUCCCCUCUUAGAAGUACUAUUUCUUCAGAAUUUGCAUAAUAUGGCGAAGAUUUGUCAUGGCCAGCUUGCAGAAACAUCUUUUAGAAGAUUGAGAACUAUAACCAUUGAACGUUGUAAUCAGCUAGAGAGUUUGUUCCCAUUCUCCAUAGCUAGACGACUUCAACUUAAGGAAAUUAGAGUAACAAAGUGCUCUAAUAUGCUAGAGAUUGUUGAUGAGGAAGGGCAAGCGACUGCUAAUGAUAUAGCUGAAGCAAAUGAGAAUUUCGAGUUUGCCCAUCUACUGUCCUUGAAAUUGCAGUAUUUGCCAAAGUUCAUUAGAUUGUGCCAUGGACUUGUGGAAGAAAAUGAUUCAAGGUCCAAGCCUGUAUCACUUUUCAAUGAAAAGAUUGUCUUUCCAAACCUCGAGAAGUUGGAGUUGUCCUCGCUGAACAUUAAAAGUAUAUGGAGCAGUCAGCUUUCUGCAAAAUCCUGCUAUGUGCAGAGUCUGACAGAUUUGAUCAUUAAGGGCUGUGGUCAUUUGAAACACCUAUUGUCAUUCUCUAUGGCUAAAUGUCUAGUUCAGCUAAGAUACCUUCGGAUAGACACAUGCAAGAGGAUGAGAGAGAUAAUUGCACCAGAGGAUCCAGAAGAAAUGGAAGAUUUGAAUUUGUUCCCCAUGUUAAACGACCUGUAUAUGGGAGAUCUUGAAAACCUUAGUAGAUUUUGCCCCGGAAACUAUAGUAUUGAAUUCACAACCUUGAAGAAAUUGGUUAUAUACAAAUGUCCAGAAUUGAAUGGGUUCAUAGGCAAUGUGGGCACAGAUGUCACAGGUGGAAUACAGUCCCUCUUUAAUGAAAAGGUUGCUUUUCCCAGCUUGGAACAAUUGGAAAUCAGUAGCUUGGAGAUGUUGCGGAUCAUAUGGCACCACCAACUCCCUGCAGAUUCGUUCUGCAAACUAAAAAAUUUAUCCAUUUCAUCUUGUGAUAAAUUAUUGAAUAUUUUUCCAUCUUAUAAGCUUGCCAGAUUAUUGACAUCAGUGGAGGAGUUAAGGGUAAGAGAAUGUGAUAGUCUAGAAGAGAUAUUUGAACUUGGGGAAUUGAAUGUGGAAGAGUCACAUGCUGUGGUAAACACUCGGUUAAGAGAUUUGUCUUUGGGGUUUUUACCAAGGUUGAAGCAUUUGUGGAGCAAGGAUCCCUGCAGAAUUCUCACUUUCCGGAACUUGUGGUCCGUGGCAGUUGUCCAGUGCAAGAACCUCAAAAAUAUAUUUCCAGCUGCAUUGGCUAUGGACCUUCAGCAACUUGAAGUUUUGAGGAUAGAACUUUGCGAUGUGAUGGAGGAAGUUGUAGCAUUGGAAGUAGGAGAUGAAGCAGUUCCUAGGUUUGCGCUUCCUCAUUUAUCUACUCUUAAGCUGCAGCAUCUACCAAGUCUCAAAUAUUUCUAUCCUCGAAAACACAUAAUAGAGUGCCCCAAGUUAAAAGAUUUCUAUGCAUAUGGUUGCGGCUCUUCAGUAGAAACAAAAGGAGAAAGGCUUGGCAUAUCUCCGAUUCAACAACUGCUUUUCUCUAUGGAAAAGGUCUUUCCUAAAUUAGAGAAACUGUCAUUAACAAGUGAUGACGUCGCAAUGAUAUUUGAUGAGCAAUUUCCAAGGGACCUCUUUUGCAAUGUUAAAGCUCUUCAUCUUCUUACUUAUGAAGAUGAAUCACUUUUGUUUUCAAUUUGCUUCCUUCAAUGUUUCUGCAAGCUGGAAAAGCUUCACGUAACUGAUCUUGGUUUGAAGGAGUUAUUCUUUUUUGAAGGAGACGCUGAUGGUCAGGAGAAAUGUGUGGGAACACAGUUACAUAUUAGAGAGUUGAAUUUGGAAUCAUUUUAUAAUUUGAGGCACAUAUGUAACCAAGACUCAAGAGGAGCUGACCUAAUUCUUCAAAAUCUUAGAAUUCUGAAUGUGAGUGACUGUCAUGGCUUGAUUAGCUUAACAGCAUCUACGGUACAUUUCCACAAUCUCACCACUUUGGAUGUACAGCAUUGCAGCGUGUUAAGAAAUUUGGUUUCAUUCUCAAUAGCUCAAAGCCUGGUUCAACUUGAAACAAUGAGCAUAACAGAAUGCAACUCACUGACUGAAGUAGUUGGAGACGAAAGAGAUGGCUUAGAAGAUGGGAUCAUUUUUAUGAAAUUAAAAGUUUUGAAACUCAUGCAGUUAAUAAAGCUCACAAGCUUUUGUUCAAGACUUAAUUUCGCCUUCAAGUUCCCAUGUUUAGAACGCUUGGUUGUGUGUCAAUGUCCCAACAUGGACACCUUCUGUAAGGGAGUCGUAAAGACUCCAAUGCUGCAGAGAAUAUCACUGAAUGACUACGAUGAGGGGCGUCUGGUGGGUGAAUUGAAUAGCACCAUAAAUCAAUUGUAUGAAGAAAAGGUUGGAUAUGCUGGGUUAAGCGAUUUGAGAUCCUCGGAGCUUCCUAAUUUGAUGGAAAUAUGGAACAAAAACCCUCAAGAUAUAUUGAAUUUCCAAAGGAUUUUUGGGCUGGAAAUCUGUAAUUGUGAUAGCUUGAGAUACCUCUUAACUCCAUCCAUGGUGUUGAGUCUUUCUCGUCUCUGGGAAUUGAGGGUACAAAACUGUGAAAUGAUAAAGCAAAUCAUCACAGAAGAGGAAGUUAUAGAGAUGGUAUCAUUUUCAACAUUUUCAAUAAUGCAAGAGAAAGAGACAACUAUUGGAGGAAGUGAAGAAAGGCUUGAUAUCCCUACUGAACCAUUUUUCAGUGAUCAGGUGGCGUUCCCUAAUCUAGAGCUGCUUUUUAUCUCCCGGAUGGGGAGCUUGAUCAAGAUAUGGGAUGAACGACUUGAUGAAGAUUCCUUCUACAAACUAGAUAUCCUAAGUGUAAAUUAUUGUGAAAAACUAUUGAAUAUUUUUCCAGUUCAUAUGGUAGGGAGGCUACAAAACCUAAAUCAGCUGCGGAUACGGAAUUGUGUUUCACUAGAAGAAAUAUUUGAACCUCAAGGACUAGAUGCUGAUGAAUCAGAAGCACAAAUAACUGCUCAAUCAGCUUUGGUGGAAACAACCCCUAAUUUUGUAUUUCCAAAAGUAACAUCUUUGGAUCUUCAGUGGCUACCCAAUCUCCAGAGUUUCUACACUCAAAUACAUUCUACAGAAUGGCCAUCAUUGAAAAAAUUGAACGUGAGCGGAUGUGAUAAAGUGCAGAUACUAGCUUCAGAACUUUCGAGAAUAAGUGGAGAGAGCCAACUUGAAAUCCGAACUGAACGCUCUCUGUUCUGGGUCAGUAAGGCUACAUUCCCCAAUCUAGAAGAACUGAUAGUGGAGCGGAAUGAUGACCUAAAGGAGAUAUGGCACAGUGAUGAUGAUGUCAAGAAUGACAUUAUUUUUACCAAACUGAAGUCUUUGCAACUUAAAUGUCUUCUAAGACUAGCGAGCUUCUGCUUAGGGAAUUGCAACUUUGAAUUCUUGUCUUUGGAGGAUGUAAUUGUGAUGGGGUGCCCAUAUAUGAUGACUUUCUCUGGGGGAGAAGUAAGUACAGUUAACCUGCAGAAAGUAAAAUUCACAGAAGAUGAAGGUGUAGAAUGUUGGGAAGGUGGCCUUAAUCCCACAAUACAACAGUUGUUUGUAGAAAAGGUUGGAUAUGCUGUGGUAGCACAUUUGACCCUCUCACAGUUUCUUGAGUUGAUGGGAAUGAGGAGCAAGAAACCUCAAGAAAUAUUGAAUUUCAGAUGGCUUUACUCUCUAGAAUUUUGUAAUUGUGGUAACUUGAGGUACUUGUUAACUCUUUCCAUGGUAUUGAGCCUUAUUUCUCUAAAAAAGAUGAAAGUACAAAAUUGUGAACUGUUAGAGCAAGUAAUCUCAGAAGAGGCCAACUUGAAAGACGGCAUUGUUUUCACCAGACUGAAGUCUUUGGAACUUAAAGGUUUACCGAGACUUGGAAGCUUCUGUUUCGGUAAUUGCAAUUUUGAAUUCACAUCUUUGGAAGAUGUAAUUGUGAUGGCAUGUCCAUAUAUGAUGACUUUCUCUGGAGGAGAAGUAAGUACACCAAAACUGCAUAAAGUGAAAUUAACAAUAGAUGAUGAAGAUGAAGGAUGUUGGGAAGGUGGUCUUAAUCCCACGAUACAGCUUUUGUCUACAAAAAAUGGGUGUUGGUGACUCUAAAGAAGAUUGAAAUUUAUGCUUUGUAAGAGCUGGUGUUGGUUUGAUCUUUAAUAUGGUGAGAGGAUUCUCUGAUUCCAUCAAGUUUUCUGAUAUUUCCCAUAAAGACACGCAUCUCUUAUACAAUCUCUACCUGUUUUUGAUAUUUUCUUACUGACAGGUCUUGUGGGUAUUCCCUGGAUUUUAGUGACUGCAGGCUACAAAUAUUUUUGGCACUUAUAAUAUUAUUUAGAUUCCUAAACUAGUCUCGAGAUUUGAACUCCUUGUGUGACUUUGUCUUGUUACUAUUUAAUUUCAUAUCCUGUUUUGGUAUUGUGAUGUUAAGGACAAUAUUUAAACCUGAACAUAUGUAUCUUAAUACAGAAAACGUGUUGUU
Molecule: messenger RNA, 7529 nt
Organism: Rubroshorea leprosula
Lineage: Eukaryota; Viridiplantae; Streptophyta; Magnoliopsida; Malvales; Dipterocarpaceae
Source: the annotation of a GenBank genome assembly